Messenger RNA from Zeugodacus cucurbitae (melon fly), 3124 nucleotides. RefSeq names its product GPI mannosyltransferase 3 (gene PIG-B). Gene Ontology annotation, biological process: GPI anchor biosynthetic process. Lineage: Eukaryota; Metazoa; Arthropoda; Insecta; Diptera; Tephritidae. Gene Ontology annotation, molecular function: alpha-1,2-mannosyltransferase activity. Bases 164 to 1852 code for a protein of 562 amino acids. The transcript has 8 exons. Gene Ontology annotation, cellular component: endoplasmic reticulum membrane. The record is from RefSeq and is a predicted model, not a curated record.
AUGACGUCACAGCGUACUUAGCAACCAUUUCCAGUGGUUUUAUUUUGGUACUUAGUUCAUGACUGGUUUUGUUGUGUUAUUUUUAGGCAUUUUGUGAUCGGCGAAUCAGCAGAGCAAAAUAAAGAUUCUUUUGCAAUUGAAUGUGUGAAUAAUCGGGAUUAAAAUGAAUUUGCUAUUGGUAUUUCUGCUGAUAUUGGCAGUGCGACUUGCUUCGGUGUUUAUAGUCCAAACCUAUUAUGUGCCGGAUGAAUAUUGGCAGAGCUUGGAAGUGGCUCAUAAAAUUACUUUCGGAUAUGGUUAUUUAACAUGGGAAUGGGUGCAAGGAAUACGCAGCUAUGUCUACCCCAUAUUAAUUGCUGGUGUUUACAAAUUAUUAGCUUUACUUAACUUAGAUACGGUGCAACUAUUGAUUAUAUCACCGCGCAUACUACAGGCCUUACUAUCGGCUUAUUCUGACUAUAGAUUUUUUGUAUGGUCUGGUAAAAGAAAAUGGGCGCUAUUUUUAGUACUUGUACCUUGGUUCUGGUUCUAUAUCGGUUCAAGAACAUUGUCCAAUACACUAGAAACAUCACUGACCACCAUAGCUUUGAGUUACUUUCCUUGGAGUGGCGAAAGCACCACCUAUUUAUGGUACGCCGCAAUUUGCUGUUUCUUAAGACCAACUUCAGCCAUUAUUUGGAUACCAUUGUGUAUUUAUCAUCUCAGAAAAAGUCGUUUGUCAGCAAGUGAACUCAUUUUCAAAAAUUUCUUGGUUGUUGGGUUACUAGUUGGAGCAGCUUGUGUGGCUAUCGAUACUUACUUGCAUGGCAGGGUUAUCAUUACACCAUAUGAAUUCUUCCGAUAUAAUAUUCUACACAAUGUUGGUAGUUUUUACGGCUCUCACCCGUGGUAUUGGUAUUUCACUGUUGGCCUACCAACCGUUUUGGGUAUUAAUACAAUACCAUUCAUUUUCGGCGUUAUUAGCACCGUUCGUCAUAAGAAGGACUAUCCUGUGCGUAAACAAUUACUUAUUGUCAUUUUGCUGUCGUUAGUUGUAUUGAGUACUAUUGAACACAAAGAGUUCCGCUUUAUUGCAUCGUUAUUACCUCUAUGUCUCUACAUCAUAGCUGAUACAUUGACACGAUGGAGUUAUAAAGCUUCCGGGAGUAUCCUUUGGUUUACAGCGUUGGUUAUAGUUAUUGGCAAUGCUCUGCCUGCAUGGUACUUAAGUACUGUUCACCAGAAAGGACACAUAGAUGUAAUGACACAUGUCCAUCAAAUUGCCCAUGAUUACCGCGAUGAAAACGAACAUCGUGCCAGCGUACUUUUCCUAAUGCCAUGCCAUUCUACACCGUAUUAUAGUCAUGUACAUGAAAAUAUUACCAUGCGGUUUCUAACUUGUGAGCCUAAUUUACAAAAUAAACCAGAUUACAUCGAUGAGGCCGAUCAAUUUUAUCGAUCACCAGUGCAUUGGCUACGUUCGCAUAUACCUUCAUAUCCACGUACUGCAAUGCCCUCGCACAUUGUGCUCUUUGAACCUUUAGCUCCGCUCAUAAAUGAAUUUCUAAUUAACUAUAAAAUUGUUCAUCGAAUCUUUAACGCUGAGGUGAACGAAAAUAUUGCUCCACAACAAAUACUAAAUGAAUGGUCAAGAGUGCUGAAAGACGAAGAUGUAAAUAUUGAAUCAUUACUUAAAAAUGUGCGAAAUCGUGUAGGUAAAAAUAUAUUGGUAUAUCAACGUCUACUCGCGGGAGAAGAAAACACAUACAAUAGAGAUGAGUUCAAGAUACCGCAAGGAUCACAAGUAAAGGAUGAUACGCCGAAUGUUGGCUCUGGUGAAGGAACUGAGAAGCAACACAAUAUGUUUAAUUGAAGAGCUAUCACAAUGCAAUUGAAUGCUUUCCAGUGACGGAGUACGCAAUCGUGAGUGCUUCGUUAUUCGGUACACUUAAGUGCCAACAAAACGUUUGCAUAUCUAUUGAUGCAAUAUAACAUUAAAUUCAAAUGAUAUUAUUUUUGUUUCUCAAAGAAACUUACAUAUAUCAGCUAAAUAGUGCAACAAUCAGGUUUGCUCAAAUGUUAAUAUAUACAUACAUAUAUACGUCUAUAUAUUUGUAAGUUUUAUUUUGUGUUAUUUAUUUCUUUGCAUAUAUUAACUAUCAAACUCCAAAAAUCUUGUCAAUGAAAAGUACAUGAGUACGUAUUUACAAUAAGUUGAAACCACCGGUAUAUAAAUGUAUGUACAUUUUUGCAUGUCCCAAACUAUCUGUCAGAAGUCUUUUAUAAUAAAAAAAAAUAGAUUAAUGUAGGAAUUAUAUUUUCAUAAAACUGGGAAACUGAAUUAUGAAAAUUUUACAAACAGAUGGAGAUUCUAGGAAUUAUAACAUUUUUAAAUAAAAUUUUACAUUUUAAAGAAAUAAUGUUUUAUUAAUUGUGUCAAUUUAAAUAUUCAACGAUUUAUUGCGAUGCUUUAAUAUCCGAAAGCGGUCGAAACCUUAAAACGAGUACAACUCAAUUGAUUAUAUUUAAAUAUACGUAAUCUAUACUUGGAUUCGGCACCAUUUUCAAGAAAAUCAAAGCUUAAUAAGUAUUUAACGAUUAUAAAAUAUUUAAUUUGAUACUUGACUGCCCCAUUAUCAACUUGCCAUAUGUUUCAAUUUAUUUUAAUUACCGAUCAGUUUUUUUUGACAAUUCAUGAUCAUUUCCAAAUUGCCCUGUGUUUUUCUGCAUAUGGUAUCUCUUAUUUCAAUAGUGCACCACUACUCACUUAUCGAAUUUACCAAAAUUUUAAUAUAAAAAGUGUCUAGUAUUAUUAAAUGAUUAUAGGUAUAUAAUUAAAAUAAAAUAAUUUUAUACAAACUCACGAAAAUGAAAUUUACUUUUUUUGCGUACUUUUUUCACACUUUUAUUCCAUUAAGGGGAUAAAAAAUUCCCGUUUUUCUUAUGUUACUAAAAAAUAACAUCCCUGGUUGCAUUUUACUUUGCUGCUGUAAGUCGGCACUGAUAUCACACACGAACGAACGAAAGAAAAAUUAAUUUGCUGCAAUCUGAUUAAUUUUUCCAAUUCUAUUGAUUUGAAAGGGUCAACAUCUUUAUAAAAGAUUCAAAUUAGUAAUGGCGGCUUCAGCGAGAUCACUACUAAAAC